CACGACAAGGACCAGGUGGACUGUUGACUAGUUCUCUAUCAUCCGAUUGCGAAAUGUUUUCAUAUUUGCCUCCACCAUGUGCCCCACCACCGCCACCACCCUAUUCUCUGAUCGAUGAAUGCGGACGAGUAAAGGGCUGGGUUGACGCACGAGAACCUGGCAGCGGUAACUGGCUCAAGUACGUUCGCGGCACCCAGGAACGACAGCAACAAAACAUGAUGGCUGUACAAGUCGAAGACCAGGUAUAUUACAAAGCUUUAAAGGACAUCGCUCCUGGCGACGAGAUGUUACUUUACGCCAAAGAUGCGGUCUACCUCGAGAAUGAAUUGGAGGCAAUGCAAGGCUUAGACGAUGAAGAGAAACGCUAUCCCUGCGGUGACUGUGGUGAGGUCUUCCGCUCAAAGGUGGCACUCCGACGACACGAGACGUACGUCUGCAAGAACAGUAAUGCAAUCUUCACCAAACUGAACCGAGAAUUCAAGGAAAAUAACCAGCUGGAAAAUCAGAUGAAUACCUCUGUAAAGGAGUCUAUCACAGAUGAAGGGUCGAUGUCUGACAGCAGUAUAAGCCAGGAUGCCGCCUGGAAAGCUAGUAUUAUGCGCAAUUCAACUAUCGGUCCAGAUGGAUUCAGGCGUUUCCCCUGCGAGAACUGUGAUAAAGUCUUCACCGACCCCAGCAAUCUGCAGCGCCACAUACGCGCCCAGCAUAUCGGCGCCCGAUCGCACGCCUGCGCCGACUGCGGAAAGACAUUCGCGACCUCUAGCGGCCUGAAACAACACCAACACAUCCAUAGCAGCGUCAAGCCAUUCCAGUGCGAAGUCUGCCUAAAGGCCUAUACACAAUUCUCCAAUCUCUGCCGCCAUAAACGAAUGCACGCUGAUUGCCGCCAGCAGAUCAAGUGCAAGGAUUGCGGGCAAGCGUUCUCCACUGUGACGUCGCUGAGCAAGCAUAAACGAUUCUGCGAAGGAGCCUUAAGGAAUGGAUCCCGUCCUGCUUACCCCAUUCCAGGCCUCCCCCAGAGGCCUCCAGUCAGCGCUGGUCUACCCCCGACAUCACAAGGAUCUGGAUUGCCGGCAGCUUAUAUGAACUUGUACCGUGCUCGACCGCCGUUCCCAUUCUACCCUCCAAUGGCGGCCGGCUACCCAUCAUUCCCUCCUGGUCAUCCGUUAGCUGCAAUGCAAAUGGCUGCUCUCCAGAAUGCGUCGCACCAGGGGAAGUCACCUGACAUCCUUGGGAUGUCACCGUCAAAAAGUGAACGCGAUAGCUCAGAAGCGUCCAUUUCAAGUCAUUCCGAUGGUGAGAUGCAGGGCCUCUCUGAUGUCGAGUCCGAAAUCAAGUACGAUAGGCACGCACCAGCUAGUCUGUCACCGAAGAUGCCCCUGCCACUCAAAGUCGAGCCGAAGACACCCACCACUGCCUUCAGGAGUGAAAUCAACACAAGUACACCAAUUGGGUCCAUGAUUCCAGUCCAGAAGACGCCUUCUUCUGGUUCGUCAUUCGGGGACCAACCGUUUGACCUGAGCAGUAGCAGCAAGUCUAAAGAUGAUAUGCCGUUCGAUCUGUCGAAAACGAGUUCCAAGUCCAGCUCACCGAGUCCUGAUGAACCGCUAGAUCUGUCGCACAAGUACAAAGUUGAAACAAAGGCGGCUCACAAGACUCACGUGUUUGGUGAAGAGCAACAGAAAGCACCGCAGGAGAAACUACACUACGCCUACCCCAUUCCAAGCCCGAUGACCCUUGACCCGAUGUACCGUGUCAGCGCGAUGGACAAGACCAAGAUGCAGCAGACAUUCCAGGAUGCCGCCAAGCAGAUGAUGUCACUUCCACGCUUCCAUAUGCCGACGCCCGGAUUCCCGUUUGGCGGCGUGAACAUGAACAUGGGCAUGAUGUCGCCCGACGCCCAGCAGAAAGGUUUCUCGCCCAUGAUGAAACUCGCCAAGCCCAUGGAGCCAUUCCGAUUCUCUCCGAACCAAGCCAACAAACUCAAGGAACGUUACUCUUGCAAAUUCUGCGGAAAGAUCUUCCCGCGCUCGGCCAACCUGACGCGGCACCUCCGCACGCACACCGGCGAACAACCCUACAAAUGCAAAUACUGCGAACGCUCAUUCUCGAUAUCGUCAAACCUCCAGCGUCACGUCCGAAACAUUCACAACAAAGAAAAGCCGUUCAAAUGCCCGCUAUGCGAUCGCUGCUUCGGCCAACAGACCAACUUGGAUCGCCAUCUCAAGAAACACGAGUCAGACGGACCAAACGUCAUCGACUCACCGACCAAUGAAAUCGAAGACAAGGAUGACUCUUACUACGACGACAUUCACAACUUCAUCGAUAAUAAAAGCAAGGAGACGAAAGAUUACGGGAAAAUCGACGCCAAUUUUUCCCUGACGGGAAGGAUUGAGACUGUCAUGGACGCCGCAAGCGAUAAAUCUGACGAGUUAGAGGACAUUGAUGAUGACAUUGUGGAUGAUGCCGAACUCGUUCUCCCACUAGUCAAACGCCAAAAACUAGACAAUAACAACGAAGAAAAAUUAUCCAAUCACAACGAUUCGCUCGUAUCUAAUGGCUACCAUGAUGAUGAUAGCGAACAUGAUCAGAAACCGUUCCUUCCGUACGAUUCAGCUCCAGUUGCGUGCAACUCCUAGAGAACCUCAGACUCUGUAAAUAUUCUAAUAUUUAUGCAUAGCCAAAGUUCAUAUCGAUUUGAAUUUGCUGCAAGAUUCAGUACACUUUGUGUACAACUUCAUCUAAAUGUACCGAGUACUUUCGGCAAAGUUAAAUUGGACUGGACUCUUAUUAUUUCUAUGACUUGAACAGCAGUGUGCCAGAGGGAGUAACCUGUCUACCCUUUGCCACAAAAAUGCCAAAGUCGGCCAGUUCAUUUCCUCAAUGGUGGACUUCUCCAUUCUUGUUGCAGAGGGGAGACAGUAAGGGCAACGUAGAAAGAAGUAUCCAAGUUCUGUGUGUCAUGAGAUGUUUGGAUUUUGUUUUAAGUGUUUCAAGGGUGGUAUGAAGAUUUUUCCUGACAAUGUGUUGUGUGCUGGUGAAUUUUUUAAUCCUGUUCGACAAUAUCCUAAAAAAAGGUGAAGCUGAUUUCCGUGAUUUACAAUUUAAAUAUUUAAAUCUGCCAGGUUGUUGCAUUUUCAUGCUUGAACUUGUCAAUUCUACGGUGCCUUGUAAUGAACCGAAGGUUUGUUCUGGUACCUUGACGGCAGGCUAAUAUAAAAAGUGUUUUUGAAUCUUAUAAUAAUCAACAUUUUUGGUGUGUCUAGUUUUGAAAGUAGAAUUUAGCAUUUGGAAUUACCCCGGCAUAAAUAGAUAGUAAAAAUUGUGUGGAUUUUGUGAGUUUUUGGAACACUUAUAAAAAAUGGAAUGAUGGUCACAGUGUUGCGCAAAAUGUCUAAUAUAUGUAUUAUUUUAGCAAGUUAGCUACUGAAUUUGUAAAUUCACCAAUACCACUGUAUCAUAAAGUGUAAAUUUGCAUGAAAAUGAAAGAAUACAAAAAUGUAUUUUUUGAGAUAUAAUAUUCGAGACGUAUGUUAUCAGGAUGGCAUAGGAUUUAACCUUUGACCUCUGGUGUUUGCGCACUGAUAGCAACUCAUGCACAUUGUUCUAACCGAAUGCCACUUCGCAUUUACAUUUCCCAAUGUAAAAAUUAACCUGGCACCCCUAAAAUAUGAAAAUGGACUGCACUGGAACUGAAACUGUCAAAUGUACGGUGUAAGCCAUUAUUCCAGGGGUGUCAGAUAUUGAACUUGCUUUGUAAAUUUAUGUUAUUGAGUUUGCCUCAAGGUGGCACUGCCAACUUUGCAAUAAUUUGGAAGAAAAUGAUCUGAAUUUUGUACAGGAGUUUACAAAUCAAAAUAACACGCUAGUCAAGCCAAAUGUUUACACAGGGACAGGGUUAACGUGGUUUUUCUGGACCAAUUCUCGUUCUGUCUCGUUCUAAAGUCAUUUGUAUCAGUAUUUUGAGGUUAGGUCAAGGUCAAGCUUGAGGAAGGUUGAAAAUUUGAAGUUUCGAACUGCGAUUUUCAUCUUCGAUUAUCAAUGGGUUAUCUUGCAAUGUUCAGUUCCUUUAGAAUGUGCAAUCCUCAGCCUUUUAAACGACACUCUCUUUACUUCUGUUGCAAGAAGUCUUCUGUUGUUGCAAGCAGCACCGAACCUCUGCCUCUAUUAAAGAUCUUGAAGAAAUUGUCCCUUACAGUCCCGAAUCAACUCCUGGAAUGAAAGAGUGAGCUAGAUUGAAAACAAACGGUUGAUAAGUUAAAACAGUUUGUAUUCAGUAGGUCAAGUUAAACUACAUUUGUAUUUGGCAAUAAUCUAAAAGGUCAUCAUGUUUUGGACAAAUUUCUUCAGGAUCUGAACUCAAGUCAUAAUACUUUCUCGUUGAAAAAUACUGCCUGGAACAGUAUUGACCUCAUACUCAUUUAAUUUUUGAUAGAGCUUUAAGUUAUUUUUCUGUAGAUAUACUCGGUCAGGUUCUGGCCAUUCACAUGUUUAUACCGUAUUUAUAUUUUCUAUGUAUUUUCGUUGGUGGGCCCAAUAUUUUUCACAUCUAUAAGAAAUGAAAUGAACAGCAAUUCGGAUCACACACAAUGCCAUUCAAAUAAAAGUAGACGUCACCUUUUUCCUGCUUUAAUUGAGGUUGCUAUGUAUUUUGGAUGUUCAUCGGACUAUAAAACUAUGUAUAUUUGGCAGGAAGCAGGCGACAUCCUCUUUUAUUGUCACAGAUUCCCAAUUCUAAAAGUUCUAGCAUUUUGUCAUUCUACAAUAAUAGAGCUAUGAUCUCAUUAUACAGGGUGUCAAAAAAGUGGAUAUCACUUCAUUUUGGAAUGACGUCUGCUUUAAUUUUUUAUAAGAUAGCUCCAGCAUUUAUCACCACGCUCAUAUUUUGAGAAUCUCAUAACGGCCCACCUCAAGUAUCUGUCUUAUUUAUUUGCAAAGUUUGUCGGUUUCACCCGAUUCGACAAAACUUAUAAUGCAUUAUAAAAACCCUGUGUAGAUGCAUUACAUGUUUUGUCUAGUUGGGAUGAAUCUAAACUCUCUGUAGCCAGUGGUCUAUUGUCCAACACGCACAGUCAGAAAAACCAUUCAUUCAAAAUAUUUUCAGUUAAAACUCCCCCAAAAUAUUAGUUUCGGUUAGAAAUGGUGUUAAAAUAUUUCCGAGAUAUUUUUCUGAGAAUUUUUUGAAUUUAUGUUAUUUUCACAAAAUUGUUACACAAAAAAUUCCUGUACGGUUUAUUCCUUGUACAUAACUAUGUCUAUGACAGUAAUAUCUGGUUUGGAGUGCAAGCGACUGGGUUGUCCGCCGGCCAGGUGGUCUGAAAACAUAGGUAACAAAAUUACCUGCUCAUCUAAUUGCAAAACAUUGAGAAAUUCUUAAAUUUUCUGAUGUUUUUGUACCAAGCGAAAGUGUUUCUCUCGUAAAGUAAACAUCACUUUGGAAAAGUUUGAGUGGUUUUUGGAACCGUGUUUUCAGUUCACCAGCCUCGUAACCAGUCUUGAUUUUACAUGUAAUCCGUUUGCUGUGAUGAUGUGCAUUUGUAGUGUAGUAAGAUUUGCAUUUGUAGCUAUUUAUGAAAAGAAACGAUUGUAUAGAGGAAUAUUUUCCUGAAAGAUUUCCUGACUACUGAACAUGUCUCUGGUCUUGUUUACCCAAAUAUAAACCAUUUAUUUGAACUCUGGAAAUUCAUCCUUAGUGUUUACCUCAAGUUUAUUUAGGCAAUAUGCCUAAUUUGACUUAUUGGAGGCGGUGUACCUAAGUUUAUGUGACUAAUUUAAGGCAGGGUCCUAUAAUUGUCCAUGCCCUAUAAACAGUUAACCCUGGAAUCGCUUUCCACAGCUCCGUACCCAAAAUCAUAUUCGUUGAACAAUGGGAAGUAUUUUCCCUAUCAUCAAGAAUAUAAAAACCAUAACACCAGGGACAUUCCCCCUGUUGAAUUUUAACCCCAUUAUGCCCAAAUCAACCAUGGAAAUAUUCUCCUAAAAUCUAUAUCAACUCUUACUUAAUACUGAAGGAUACUAUCCUCUAUUUAGUUACUUAACUUGCUUCUUUUGUACCCAAUGCUUUUCGGACUGCACAACUAAAUUGGGAAAUAACCAAAAAUUGGCUUUGCAGCGUUGCCAAUGAUAUGUGCCAUUUAACUGACGAUCUCAAAUUAGGUUAUAUUUUCAAUCACAUAUAUUUUGCGAAAUUCCUUUCCCGAAAAUGCUGUGUAUCACUAUCUUUUACGCAUUUAAACUCUAUUUAAUCAUGUGACAAAAAGUGUACCCAUGAUGCAUUGGGAUAUAAUGAGAUUGCAUCAGGUACGUUGGCAUGUGAUGAAAGGAAUUUUGACGGGUAUCUACAUUUACUCAUGUCAAGUUAAAAUAGAUCUGACGAAUCUGACUAUAGAGUGUCUAAAAAAACUAACACAAAUUUUUAAGAUCGACAUUCCUUGGGCAUUUUCCUGUCAAAAGUUACUUCCUUUACUCUUUUACACUGAAUUGAACUAGAUCUGAUUGUCUAACAUUUCUGCAGAUGUGGGUGUCUUUUUUUUAAACACCUAGUAGUCAUGAUAUUUUCUGAAAAGAUCUGAAUCUUUCAUCAAGCUUGAUAAAAUGAAUUGAUGGAGUAUGUUUUCAAAUUCAAAAACCUCCAAAUGUUUCAAUGUUAAAAUUUCGGAUAUUCUUGUAUUUGGCGUUGAUUAAUUAUGAGAAAUCAUUUCGUCUGUUUCUGGGGGGAACACUUGGAAGAACGAUCUCAUUCUCGAGAACACCAAUUAACCAUUUCUGAAAAUUACACCCCAAAGUUAUCAUCCUGUGGUUGAGAAAAUGACCUCAAUUGUCGCAGGGGUUGGCCUUGAUGUGUCUGUUUUCUAAGGGAUGCCUUUCUAAAAGGUGAACGUCCCUUCUCUAACUUGUCGCGGGUCCAUCAAUGACAAUUUGUGGGUUGGCCCGGCCUGGAAGUUCUUGUAGGCGACGCCUCCUUUGAUAGCAGUUUCCUCUGUGCUAUUAGUGGGGCAUCUAAGAAAAUAUGGGCUGAAUAUAAACAGAUAAAUCAUAGUCUGUUCCAAAUUUGUUUUGUCGGAAUUCUGUGUGCAUUUUUGAUGGGUACUGUGUAUGAAUGCACUCUCAACUUUGCAACAGUUAAGAUGAAGUAUAUCCUUAAGUUGGCUCAAGCUAAGUUUGAGUACAUUUUGUGCAGAUAUUUGCACUAAAUUUAAAGGAUGAGUACUGUUUCUAUGAAACCGACCUGAUUUUGGUUCAAUUUGACUUAUCCAUACAUUCCAUGCAGAUCACUGCACACAAAAGCACACAAGUCUUCAUUCAAGUUAGAGUGAAAUUGGCCAUGGAAUCAUCAUCAUAGGGCUCUAUGCCUCAUCAAUUCCGACACUUAACCGGAAAUUCCCACACAGCUCUCGGACCCCACGGCCGGAGGUGUGCAAACCAUGACAGCAUCAAAUUAAAUGCUAAUAAGAUGAAUUUGAAAUUCAAUUGGCUCCAGAGAUAGCGAUCCUAUCCUAUUUCGAAUAUUUUGUCACGGCCCGUGGGCCUUCCCGUUAAUUAAACCUGGACCCAAUAAAUAAUAGGCACCUCUGACUUAUCAAAACCUCAGAGAGAUAAGAUCAGUUUGUAUGCUCCACAAUUGAGAGAGUUUUGAAUUUGACAUGGGUCAAGUUGAUGACUUUUGGGGAUUUUUUUCCGAAAUGUUAGACGUUUCUCUUGAGAUUGUUUUGAAGUUUCUUUCCCAUGCGAGCAGACGCCAAAUUCUUGUAAAGCAGACGAUUGGAGUAAAAAUAUAUCUGAUGAAACUUAUUGGUCGUAUUUUGCAGUGGGAUCUUGAAGAAAUGAUUGCUCGAAGAUUUAAAGUCCUUGAACGUGUUUUUCACGAAACAAGUGUUGCGUUGUGUUAAAAUAAUCUGUUGGAAGCAAACUUUUGAUUUUUGGUUCAUUUUGACUAGUCUAAGUACACUUCCUGGGGGAAUCUUUUUAAAAUGGCCAUGAUAAACUUGAAAUCAAAUUACAGUCAUUAGCCUUCACCUUUUCUCUCAGAUGUUAUGUUUUGUUGAUAAUGUCUAGCAAAACCUUUUCUUCUUCUGUCAAUCGAACUUUGGGGUCUAUAUCCCAACUACAUAGCAUUGUUUAAUCCCUUUCUCUGUCUGAUAAGGGUCGCAUUAUCCCAGUAUUUUUUAUAGAAAUUGUUCAAAAUCAAAAUAUGUGUUUCUGUUCUGUCUUGUUUGUGUAUUGCUGGCUUGUAGAUAUGACAUUUCUAAAAUUGAGUUCCGAAUUUAGCUUUGUUUGAAAUGAAAUAAACAAGAUAAUUUAAAAUUGAA
Messenger RNA from Lineus longissimus, 8309 nucleotides. Its product is annotated as histone-lysine N-methyltransferase MECOM-like. The coding region runs from base 54 to 2639 and encodes 861 amino acids. The transcript has 6 exons. The record is from RefSeq and is a predicted model, not a curated record. Lineage: Eukaryota; Metazoa; Nemertea; Pilidiophora; Heteronemertea; Lineidae.